AUGUCCAAAAAAGAGAGCCGUUCGAGUAUGAAAAUGACUGAGAGACCUCCGUCAAUUCGAGAGUGCUGCGAAUUGGGUGGAAACGACGAUGCCGGUACAACUAUGAAUGACUCUCUGAAGUGUGACGCACCGCCGUCUUCUAUAAAAAAGACUCCGCCUCCAUCAGCUAUACGCAGGAAAGUUCGACGGUCUUCCGAGACGAGUACAGCUGCUCUGGAAACUAAAGGCAUAUCUCCCGGUAGCGACAUGAGCGGCACAAUCACCGAAUCGCCCAGCCCCGUAACGAGUACCGAUUUAGACUCUCAAUUAACGUAUGCGCUGCCUGAUUUCCCAGGACUGAAACCGCAUGACCGAUUCUUUAUUGCUUAUCGACGCCAAAAUAUUAACUAUCACCACUAUCUCUUAAAAUCUCACACCGCCAAGUUCCUUAACGAGGACAUGUUGAGUUACGCUAUGGGUUAUGAGCCUUUGCUUUACGCCAUGAUUGCAUUUUCUGCAUACCACUACUCGAUUGGACACCCUAAUGGUAAAAUAUAUACAUUCCUUCAAUACUAUAAUAAAUCAGUAUCGUUGCUUUUAAAGUCAUUACAAGGUGGAGACAAGCAUGAUGAUGCGAUGCUUCUCACCAUUCUCCAGCUAUCGACCCUUGAGGAAUUCGUGGGCGACUGGGUUAACCUUAUUGACCAUCACCAAGCAGCGCAUCGUAUGCUUUUAGAGCUAUAUACCCCCCAAAGUAUCCAUGUUGACAGCUUUCGUCGCCAUAUCUUACUUUGGUAUACCAGAUAUGAUAUCAUGGCUGGCUUGAUGUCAGGAAAUUCGGUGAUUUUGAGCCGAGAAUGGUAUCUUGCGGACGAAGAAUUUUCGAUGCAAGAGUCCUUGAAUGAUCCGCACGAUUUGGAUAAAAAGAUCAUGGCAUGGGGAGCGCGACAUCGACGGUUUGGGAUGGACGUAGCGUCGCUGUUUGCCAAAAUGUCACAGGGAUAUAUUAGCAUGGAACAGUUCCUCAUCGAAAAGGAAGUUCUUGAUACAUCUUUUGAAGAGCAAAGACGAUUCUUGGAAACUAUGAAGGAUUCUAGGUACCUAGUGCUCUCAUAUCCCCACCAAAAGCCGCUGGAUGCCGACGAAAUUUUCGAUCCUUACUCCCCUGGUAUGAUAUAUGGUGAUGAGCUGUGGGAAAUAAAUUUCUGUGGCAUGGAACUCGUCAGCGUCGGCAUGCUAUACAAAUAUCAAACCGGAACAAUCUUACAGAAUCUGGAUUACACGGAAUUGAAGGAGAUUGCAUUGGACCAGGCUCAGAGGAUUGAAACGCUGAAUCGCUGGCCAAACAAGCCGGAGGAAAUGCACCUUUGGUUUAUGUCUCCGCUGGGAAUGGUUGUGCUAUUCCUACCUCAUGAUAAGGAGUACAAUAUGUGGUCCCGAAGGAAAUUGGCUCGCAACGAGCAAUUGGGAUACAUAUAUCCACCGGCGUUCCGCAUGAGACUAGCUGAGCUCUGGAAAAUCCCCGAGGUGCAGAACUGGUGGCUUCCCAACGACGAAGGAUACCCGAGCGUCGUCCGCGACGUCCGGGCGUGGACGAAAGAGCGCGUUACCGACGCGAGAGAUACGUUCCGAGAAGCCGUCCGGGAUAUCAAAGCGGUUCUUGGAAACAUGAACCUAGAGGACAACAGUAGCGCUGGAAGCUCUCCGAGUGCCAACAGCACGGCUUUCUCGGACAUGUCGUUGAGAAAAGUAGACGAAUAA
Messenger RNA from Ophidiomyces ophidiicola, 1740 nucleotides. RefSeq lists its product as uncharacterized. The record is from RefSeq and is a predicted model, not a curated record. The transcript has 3 exons. NCBI's taxonomy places the organism in Eukaryota, Fungi, Ascomycota, Eurotiomycetes, Onygenales, Onygenaceae. Gene Ontology annotation, biological process: positive regulation of transcription by RNA polymerase II. The coding region runs from base 1 to 1740 and encodes 579 amino acids. Gene Ontology annotation, cellular component: nucleus. Gene Ontology annotation, molecular function: DNA-binding transcription factor activity; transcription cis-regulatory region binding.